Molecule: messenger RNA, 1419 nt
Organism: Paraglomus brasilianum
Lineage: Eukaryota; Fungi; Glomeromycota; Glomeromycetes; Paraglomerales; Paraglomeraceae
Source: the annotation of a GenBank genome assembly
AUGCUAAAGUUUGGCAUAAAACUACUACAGGAUAGAAAGUCAAGAGAGGUCAAAAAUGGUAAUGCUGGAACACAUUCCCCUCUCCCAGCCUUUGAAUGGCAACUCGUUGCAACUCCUCAAACCACGGGCUCCGGACACCUUCAAUUACCUGAUGAUGCCAUCCUUGGUUCAUCCGGAAAACGUCGUCAUUCCUCUGUCCGUUGUAGCUCAUCCCCUAAAAGAGAUACGCUCGCUUCCCCCGAAUCCUCUAGAUUGCGCAUGAUACAAAUCAUACACAGUGAAGAAGCACGAGCAAAGUUCCGAACUUACCUGGUGUCGCAGUACUGCGAAGAGAAUUUGGACUUUUAUGUUCAAGUUAUGGAAUAUAGAGAAAUAUUCGAAGAAGUAGAAAGAUCAAUGCUAAAAGGAGAGGAAAGAGCAAUGAGGGAGAAAGACAUGAGACGAGAGGCUAUUAGCAUGGCUAGCUGCAUAUGGAAUUUAUAUUUGAACGACGAAAAAGCAAGUAAACCAUUAAACGUUCCCAGAGAGUUGAGCAAUCAUUGUCGAAGAAAUGUCGAAGAAGGAAACUACACUGUGGACUUGUUUGACAAACUACAACAGCAUUGUUUCGAAUUGAUGGUCCAAGAUUCUCUUCCAAAAUUCUCCCGUAGCUCAAUGUGCGGGGACAACUCGAAAUCAUCAAACAAAAAUUCACUACGAGCAAGCUUUUCAAAUAUUGCAUCAAUUGUAUCUCAAUCAGAUUUAGGGAUACGCACAGUGAACCUGCUCGCGCACGGGAGAGGUAUUCCCGAGAAACGACAACUUCCACCAUCACCCCCAUCACCAUCGUCUCAAUCAUCGUCUCAAUCAUCGUCUUCCUCAUAUCUGUCCUCGUCUUCGGUACAAUCCCACCAGCAGGGCGGAAUAUCAAUGGCUUCGUUUUCGAGUCUUACACGAAGAAUGUUGUCACCACGGAGAGAUUCCGUGUCAUCCAUAUCAUCACAGGCAAGUACAAUUGGAGCGACAGUUAGUACAAACACUUCAAGAAAUUCGUCAGCAAAUAAUUCUCCAAAGCUACAAGGAAUGCCUGGGUGUUAUCCUCCGCCGAGGGUUGGCUGUGCUAACAUACUGUCGGAAAGGAGUGAUAAUAAUAAUGAUGGGUUUGAAAGGGAGUACGACGUGUACGAGGUUGAAGCAAAGGACAAUGACAAUCAACAUCUUGGUGGUUAUUAUAAUGAAGACAGGCAUAAUUCACCUAAUGUUGUAUGCCAAAAACGUAUGAAUAACGUGCAUCCUGCGAUAUCAGAGUUGAGCGUCAACCUAAGACGCAAUAUGUCUGCUCCUAAUCUUCAUCUAAAUGUAGUUAGGCCGUCCUGGGUUCAUGGAGGAAAUUUAGAUAGGUCUUUUAUGGACAAGUCACUACCACCUACUCCUUCAUAG